CGGCCCGGCGCUGGGGUGAGCCCGGGACGGCGGGGCGAGGUGAGGAGCGGAGCCUCGGAACGCUGCAACAUGGCCUCCUCCUCCUCCUCCUGCUCGUUCCCCUCGCGUCCCACGGCACGGGGCGGCGGGGACCAGUCUGACACAAAUGCAAGUUACCUGAGAGCAGCGCGAGCUGGCAACUUGGAAAAAGCUCUUGACUACUUAAAAAAUGGAGUGGACAUCAACAUUUCAAAUCAGAAUGGGUUGAAUGCCCUCCACCUCGCUUCCAAAGAAGGGCAUGUAGAAGUUGUGUCUGAGCUGAUCCAGCGAGGUGCCAGUGUGGAUGCAGCCACAAAGAAAGGAAACACAGCAUUGCACAUAGCAUCCCUCGCUGGACAAGCAGAAGUUGUCAAAGUGUUGGUUACGAAUCGGGCCAAUGUCAAUGCACAGUCUCAGAAUGGCUUCACUCCAUUGUACAUGGCAGCCCAAGAAAACCACCUGGAGGUUGUUAAGUUUCUUCUUGACAAUGGUGCCAGUCAAAGUCUCUCCACAGAGGAUGGUUUCACCCCUUUGGCAGUGGCUUUGCAGCAAGGCCAUGACCAGGUGGUUUCCCUGCUGCUGGAAAACGACACGAAGGGAAAAGUCCGGCUGCCUGCUCUUCACAUCGCGGCUCGCAAGGACGACACCAAGGCGGCGGCUCUGCUCCUGCAGAACGACCACAACGCCGACGUGGAGUCCAAGAGCGGGUUCACUCCCCUCCACAUAGCUGCUCACUAUGGGAACAUCAACGUAGCCACGUUGCUGUUGAACCGGGGAGCUGCCGUGGAUUUCACUGCCAGAAAUGAUAUCACGCCGUUGCAUGUUGCAUCGAAAAGGGGAAACGCAAAUAUGGUCAAACUCCUACUUGAUCGAGGAGCUAAAAUUGAUGCCAAAACAAGGGAUGGGUUGACUCCCCUCCACUGYGGAGCAAGAAGUGGCCAUGAACAAGUUGUAGAAAUGCUGCUGGAUCGUGGUGCCCCUAUUCUUUCCAAAACCAAGAAUGGUUUGUCUCCRCUGCACAUGGCAACACAAGGGGAUCAUCUCAACUGUGUUCAGCUCCUGAUCCAGCACAACGUGCCUGUGGACGAUGUCACCAAUGACUACCUGACGGCGCUGCACGUCGCUGCCCACUGCGGCCACUACAAGGUGGCCAAGGUUCUCUUGGACAAAAAAGCCAAUCCCAAUGCCAAAGCACUGAAUGGUUUCACACCUCUUCACAUUGCCUGCAAGAAAAACAGAAUAAAAGUAAUGGAACUUCUUCUAAAGCACGGUGCAUCAAUUCAAGCUGUAACUGAGUCGGGCCUGACUCCAAUCCAUGUUGCUGCCUUCAUGGGACAUGUAAAUAUCGUAUCACAGCUCAUGCAUCAUGGCGCAUCCCCCAACACGACCAACGUGAGAGGAGAGACAGCRCUGCACAUGGCAGCCAGAGCUGGCCAGACAGAGGUCGUCCGGUACCUGGUACAAAACGGAGCCCAGGUGGAGGCAAAAGCCAAGGAUGACCAAACACCUCUGCACAUUUCUGCUCGCCUGGGCAAAGCGGACAUCGUGCAGCAGCUGCUGCAGCAGGGAGCAUCUCCCAAYGCAGCCACCACGUCGGGAUACACCCCCCUGCAUCUUUCUGCUCGGGAAGGGCACGAAGAUGUAGCUGCUGUUCUUUUGGAUCAUGGUGCAUCUCUGUCGAUCAUCACCAAGAAAGGAUUUACUCCACUUCAUGUGGCUGCAAAGUAUGGCAAAAUCGAGGUGGCCAACCUCCUGCUUCAGAAGAAUGCAUCUCCUGAUGCUGCUGGAAAGAGCGGUUUAACACCACUGCAUGUAGCUGCACACUACGAUAAUCAAAAAGUGGCCCUCCUCCUGUUGGACCAGGGAGCUUCACCUCACGCCUCUGCCAAGAACGGGUACACCCCRCUGCACAUCGCUGCCAAGAAGAACCAGAUGGACAUUGCCACCACCCUGCUGGAGUACGGCGCCGACGCCAACGCCGUCACCAGGCAGGGCAUCGCCCCGCUGCACCUCGCCUCGCAGGACGGCCACGUGGACAUGGUGUCACUGCUYCUCUCCAGAAAUGCCAACGUCAACCUCAGCAACAAGAGUGGACUGACGCCCCUCCACCUGGCUGCUCAAGAGGACAGGGUCAAUGUAGCAGAGGUUCUUGUUAACCAAGGAGCUGCUGUUGAUGCCCAGACAAAGAUGGGAUACACUCCUUUGCACGUUGGCUGCCACUACGGAAACAUUAAAGUCGUGAACUUCCUUCUGCAACAUUCUGCGAAAGUGAACGCCAAAACGAAGAACGGGUACACGCCGCUGCACCAGGCAGCACAGCAGGGACACACUCACAUCAUCAACGUCCUGCUCCAGCACGGCGCCGCGCCCAACGAGCUCACUGUGAAUGGAAACACUGCCCUCGCCAUUGCUAAGCGACUUGGCUACAUUUCAGUUGUUGACACAUUGAAGGUGGUGACAGAGGAGACCAUGACUACAAUUACUGUUACAGAAAAGCACAAAAUGAAUGUACCUGAAACCAUGAAUGAAGUUCUUGAUAUGUCUGAUGAUGAAGUUCGUAAAGCCAAUGCCCCUGAAAUACUCAGCGAUGCUGAAUAUUUGUCAGAUGUUGAAGAAGGUGAGGAUGCAAUGACAGGCGACACGGACAAAUACCUGGGACCCCAGGAUCUGAAGGAGCUGGGAGAUGAUUCUCUGCCUGCCGAAGGAUACAUGGGCUUCAGCCUGGGRGCUCGCUCCGCCAGCCUCCGCUCCUUCAGUUCGGAUAGGUCCUACACGCUCAACAGGAGCUCCUAUGCCCGAGACAGCAUGAUGAUUGAAGAGCUGCUGGUGCCAACAAAGGACCAGCACCUGACCUUUCAAAGGGAGUUUGAUUCUGAUUCUCUCAGGCACUACAGCUGGGCUGCCGACACCUUGGACAAUGUUAACCUUGUUUCGAGUCCCAUCCAUUCAGGUUUCCUGGUCAGUUUUAUGGUUGAUGCCCGCGGGGGUUCGAUGAGRGGCAGUCGGCACCAUGGCAUGAGGAUCAUCAUCCCGCCGCGCAAGUGCACGGCGCCCACGCGCAUCACCUGCCGCCUGGUCAAGAGGCACAAGCUGGCCAGCCCACCGCCCAUGGUCGAAGGAGAAGGAUUGGCAAGUCGGCUUGUAGAAAUGGGGCCAGCAGGGGCACAGUUUUUAGGCCCUGUCAUAGUGGAAAUCCCACAUUUUGGAUCAAUGCGAGGCAAGGAAAGAGAGCUGAUCGUACUCCGGAGUGAGAACGGUGAAACAUGGAAAGAGCACCAGUAUGACARCAAACAUGAAGACCUCACUGAGAUACUCAAUGGCAUGGAUGAAGAGCUGGACAGCGUGGAGGAGCUGGAGAAGAAGCGGAUCUGCAGGAUCGUCACCAAGGACUUCCCCCAGUACUUCGCAGUGGUGUCGCGCAUCAAGCAGGAGAGCAACCAGAUCGGCCCCGAGGGUGGGGUGCUGAGCAGCACCACGGUGCCACGGGUGCAGGCCUCCUUCCCUGAGGGGGCUCUGACCAAGAGGAUCCGCGUGGGGCUCCAGGCUCAACCAGUCCCAGAAGAGAUUGUCAAAAAAAUCCUCGGAAACAAAGCAACGUUCAGUCCCAUUGUCACUGUGGAGCCAAGAAGAAGAAAAUUCCAUAAGCCAAUAACCAUGACAAUUCCUGUGCCACCUCCAUCAGGAGAAGGAGUAACCAAUGGGUACAAAGGAGACACCACUCCCAGCCUUCGACUCCUAUGUAGCAUCACAGGAGGCACUUCGCCUGCGCAGUGGGARGAUAUCACGGGCACCACUCCGCUGACGUUUUCCAACGACUGCGUCUCCUUCACCACCAACGUUUCAGCCAGAUUUUGGCUCGCRGAUUGCCACCAAGUACUAGAGACUGUUGGGCUGGCAACACAGCUUUAUAGAGAAUUAAUAUGUGUUCCUUACAUGGCAAAAUUCGUGAUAUUUGCCAAAAUGAAUGACCCCGUGGAAUCCAAUUUACGCUGCUUCUGCAUGACUGACGACAAAGUGGACAAAACUUUGGAGCAACAAGAGAACUUUGAGGAAGUGGCCAGAAGCAAAGACAUUGAGGUUCUGGAAGGAAAACCAAUUUAUGUUGAUUGCUAUGGAAAUCUGGCUCCUUUGACUAAAGGAGGGCAGCAGCUUGUUUUUAAUUUUUAUGCUUUCAAAGAAAAUAGACUGCCAUUCUCUAUCAAGGUAAGAGACACCAGCCAGGAACCCUGUGGUCGAUUAUCAUUUUUGAAAGAACCAAAGACUACAAAAGGACUGCCACAAACAGCUGUUUGCAACUUGAAUAUCACUCUGCCAGCACACAAAAAGGAAACAGAGUCAGAUCAAGAUGAUGAGACGGACAAGGCUGACCGGCGCCAGAACUUCGUCUCCCUUGCUUUACGUAAGCGCUACAGCUAUCUGACUGAGCCUGGAAUGAUUGAACGGAGUGCAGGAGCAACAAGAUCCCUACCUGCUACUUACUCAUACAAGCCAUUCUUUUCAACACGGCCAUAUCAGUCAUGGACAACAGCUCCAAUUACAGUGCCUGGGCAAACCAAAUCAGGCUUCACUUCCUUAUCAAGCUCUUCCUCUAACACUCCUACAGCUUCCCCAUUAAAAUCAAUAUGGUCUGUUUCUUCUACUUCUCCGAUCAAAUCCACGUUAGGAGCUUCUACCACAUCUUCAGUUAAAUCUGUUAGUGAUGUAGCAUCUCCGAUUAGAUCGUUUCGGACAAUUUCUUCGCCAAUAAAAACUGUGGUCUCUCAGCCUCCCUACAACAUGCAGGUCACUUCGGGCUCUUUUGUCAGAGCUCCCCCAGUCACAGAAGCUGCCGGCCUCAAAGGGCUGGCCUCCACUACCACAUUCCCCUCUCGGACAUCUCCAGUGACUACAGCAGGAUCUCUCUUGGAGAGAUCGUCCAUAACCAUGACGCCUCCAGCAUCCCCCAAAUCCAACAUUAACAUGUACUCUUCGAGUUUGCCGCUUAAAUCGGUCAUCACAUCAGCAUCUUCACUUUUAUCGUCCCCUCUAAAGUCAGUGGUGUCACCUGCUAAGUCAGCAGUUGAUGCUGUUUCAUCCACUAAAGUCAUGAUGGCCUCAACUCUCUCGUCGCCAGCAAAACAUGUAGCUGGGCACACAGACGUGCCAUUGCUUAAUGGCUCUGUGUCACCUCUGAAAUACCCAUCUUCUGCCACCUUAAUAAACGGAUCCAAAGCUGCAGCUGUUUUCCAAGACAAGAUGGCUGCAGCUGCGCAUUCUGCAGCGUGCGCUGCUAACGCAGUUGCUGACACGGCUGAGAGAGUGUUUUCAACAGCUACAACAAUGCCAUUUUCUCCACUCAGGUCAUACGUGUCUUCAGCACCAUCAGCUUUCCAGGCAAUGAGAACUCCUCCUGCAGGUGCUUUGUACACAGCCCUUGGGUCAAUAUCYGCAACUACCUCAUCAGUAACUUCAUCUACAAUAACGGUGCCGGUGUAUUCUGUAGUCAAUGUUUUGUCUGAACCAGCAUUAAAGAAGCUCCCAGAGUCGUCCUCGCUGACCAAAUCAGCCGCUGCGUUGCUCUCACCUAUUAAAACAUUGACUACAGAGGCGCGCACGCAGCCUACCUUUACUCGAACUUCAUCUCCAAUAAAAUCAUCCUUGUUUUUAGCACCCUCUGCUCUCAAAUUGUCCACGCCAUCUUCCUUAUCCUCCAGUCAGGAGAUACUGAAAGAUGUUGCUGAAAUGAAAGAGGAUCUGAUGAGAAUGACUGCAAUCUUGCAGACAGAUGUCGCAGAGGACAAACCRUACCAACCUGACAUACCAAAAGAGGGUAGAAUUGAUGAUGAAGAGCCCUUUAAAAUUGUUGAGAAAGUAAAAGAGGACUUAGUAAAAGUUAGUGAGAUUCUGAAAAAGGAUGUGUGUUUAGAAAGUAAAGGGUCGGCUAAAGUAUCCAAAAGUGAUCAAGGACACCUGUCUGAGGAUGACUGGGUAGAGUUCAGUACAGAGGAGAUUGAUGAAGCGAGACAGCAAGCUUUGACAAGCCCUCCUAUAUCUGUUCCAGAGAAAGUCCAAAUUAAAACUAAAACCAUGUCGGAAAAGGAUUAUAGCUUGUCAAAAGUUAUUGAUUACUUAGCAAAUGAUAUCAGUAGCAGUUCAUUAACAAACAUAAAGUACAAGUUUGAAGAGGGGAAAAAAGAAGGUGAAGAGAGACAAAAGCGCAUUUUAAAACCGGCCAUCGCUUUGCAGGAACACAAACUUAAAAUGCCUCCAGCCUCCAUGAGGCCUUCAACAUCGGAAAAGGAAUUGUGUAAAAUUGCAGACUCCUUUUUUGGAACAGAUACUAUUCUGGAGUCUCCAGAUGACUUUUCACAACACGAUCAAGAUAAAAGUCCCUUGUCUGACAGUGGCUUUGAAACCAGGAGUGAAAAGACACCUUCUGCCCCACAAAGUGCUGAAAGCACGGGGCCCAAACCGCUUUUCCAUGAUGUGCCCAUCCCCCCCGUCAUCACAGAAACGAGAACUGAGGUAGUUCAUGUCAUCCGCAGCUACGAGCCAUCUUCGGAUGAUAUUCCAGAGCAGAAGGCUGAGGAGCUGCCGGCCUCCAAACCUAUGGAGCUGGAGCAAAAACCUUCCGUGUCUAUUAAAGAGAAGGUUAAAGCUUUUCAAAUGAAAGCCAGCGGCAGCGAAGAAGACGACCAUAAGUGCGUCCUUAGUAAAGGUGUCCGAGUGAAAGAAGAGACUCAUAUCACUACGACGACCAGGAUGGUUUAUCACAAACCUCCUACAUGCACGGAAAGUGCCACUGAAAGAAUCGAGGAAACAAUGUCUGUUCAUGACAUAAUGAAAGCCUUCCAGUCUGGACGUGACCCUUCCAAAGAACUGGCAGGUCUGUUUGAACAUAAAUCGUCAGUAACGACCGAUGUUAGCAAGUCUGCUGAGACUUCACCACAACAUGCAGAGAAGGACAGCAAAAUGAAACCCAAACUGGAGCGAAUAAUAGAGGUCCAUAUUGAACAAGGUAAUCAGGCUGAACCUACUGAAGUCAUUAUUAGAGAAACAAAAAAGCAUCCAGAAAAAGAAAUGUAUGUAUAUCAGAAAGACUUACCUCGGGGAGAUAUUAACUUAAAAGAGUUGGAAAAACAUGAUGCUUUUCCUUGUUCAGACGAACAAGGUCAGCAAGAAGAAGAGGAGCUCACGGCCGAAGAGUCACUUCCUUCUUAUCUGGAAUCCUCUAGAGUUAACACUCCCGUGUCCCAGGAAGAAGACAGUCGCCCUAGUUCUGCUCAACUCAUGUCUGAUGACUCUUACAAAACACUGAAGCUUUUGAGUCAGCACUCAAUAGAAUACCAUGAUGAUGAGUUGUCAGAACUAAGAGGGGAGUCUUACAGGUUUGCUGAGAAAAUGCUUCUUUCAGAAAAGCUAGAUGUGUCUCAUUCUGAUACUGAGGAGUCAGUUACUGACCAUGCUCUACCCCUUAGUGCAGAGUUACAGGGGACUGAUAAACGAUGCAGAGAAAAAGUAGCUACUGCCCCCAAAAAAGAGAUUCUCUCCAAAAUCUAUAAAGAUGUGUCUGAAAAUGGUGUAGGUAAAAUGUCUAAGGAUGAUCAUUAUGAUAAAGUGACAGUGUUACACUACACUGGAGAUGUUAGUAGUCCAAAACAUGCGAUGUGGAUGCGCUUUACUGAGGACAGAUUAGACAGAGGUAGAGAAAAGUUGAUGUAUGAAGACAGGGUGGACAGGACUGUUAAAGAGGCAGAAGAAAAACUGACUGAAGUAUCCCAGUUUUUUCGGGAUAAAACAGAGAAGUUGAAUGAUGAGCUACAGUCUCCAGAGAAAAAGCAGCAUAAAAAAAGUGGCAAGGAAAUACAUUCUAGCCAGAGCUCUGCCAGCAGCAGCCCUGAGAAAGUUCUGCUCUCUGAAUUGCCAUCGUCUGGGGAUGAUUGGAGUAAGGUGAAGCAGUAUGCACACGAUGGGAAGAGCUUUCCCAAGGUGGAUGAAAGAAAAGCGUCCAGUUUGCCCAGCAGUCCUGAAAAAAGGAUCUACGUGCAGCACGCAGAGGACUCUAAACGAACUAUGGAACACAAAGGAAGUGCUCAGCAGACUGGAGCACCCGAGACUGGAUUUCAGCUGAAGCAAUCAAAGCUCAGUUCCAUUAGGCUUAAAUUUGAACAAGGUAUAAGUCCCAGGAGUAAGGACGUAACUCAAGAAGAAAAAAAGCUGGAUGGCCAGUCCAAAAUUCCGGUAAAAAAAUUGCAAGAAAGUAAGUUACCGGUGUAUCAGUCCUAUUCGAGAGAGAAACACGCAAAGCAAGUAGAGGUUGUUGAUGGGAGCACAGCUUUACAGAAAGAGGUGAAAGUACAGGAAGACCUCGGUCCAGGUAAAGGGAAAGCUGUCGAAGACUUUCGUGCCUCAGACACCCCAAAACAAAGAGCUGAGAUGAGGAAAGGCGUGCCGGAAUGCGUUUCAGAACCACGGGCCAAAGACCUGGCGUACGGCUCAGACUCAACAGUGAAGGGACACUGGGACAAAAAAAUCUAUAGGACGUGGGAAAGUCCUGGAACUUCCAACCAUAAAGCACAGAAGGAAAAGCUUUCACACGUGCUGGUUCCAGAUACAGUAAAAGAAAACCAYGUGGAUCAUGCUGAAUCUAAAACUGACAAAAAAAGUGAAUUUAUCACUGUGACAGAGCACAAAGUGGCCGCAAAUGGAAUCCAUUCAGAAGAAGUGAAGGAACUGACUGUAAAAUCUCCCUCAAAAAGGGUUUUAUACAGAGAAUUUGUUGUCAGGGAGGGGGAACGUAAUGGUGAAGUGGCCGAUAAAAUAUGCAGAAGGAAAGAAGAAAUUGCUGUGUCCCAUAUUCCAGUCAGAAUUGUUGAGGAGAAGAGAGCCAUGCUUGAUGGUGUCUAUGAACUUUCAGCUAAAGUAUCCCAAUCAGCUGUGAUUCAGGAGAAAGUUGAAAGACAGGUUGAUUAUGUGGAAGAUGAAAAAAUAAAGCAUUCAGAAAUCAGAAAAGUUACCAAGCAGCAGAGCUCAGUAGGUCUAAGUCCUCCUGCUGAGGAGACAGAGCUAUCCCCUAGCAAAUCACCAGAUUCUUUAGAAUGUAGCCCAGGAAAGGAAUUUCCUUCCAGUGACAUAGCUGCCCCUGGUGCAAGUGAUUACUUGGAUAAAGCUGCACCGCUAGCGAGCACUGAGGGAGUAAAAGAAAUUAAGACCUUACCUGUUUAUGUCAGUUUUGUUCAAGUAGGAAAGCAGUACGAGAAAGAGGUGCAACAAGGAAGUAUUAAAAAAAUUGUCAGCCAGGAGAGUAAGACGGUACAAGAGACGAGGGGGACAUUUUACACAGCUAGACAGCAGAAACAACCUCCUUCCCCACAAGGUAGUCCAGAAGAUGACACGCUAGAACAAGUGUCCUUUAUAGACAGCUCUGGUAAAAGCCCUUUGACACCAGAAACACCGAGCUCAGAGGAAGUGAGUUACGAGUUUACAUCUAAAACACCCGACUCACUCAUAGCUUUUAUCCCAGGCAAGCCCAGCCCUAUACCUGAGGUGUCUGAGGAGUCAGAGGAGGAAGCAGAGGCUAAGUCCACAUCUGUGAAACAGGAAGAGGUUGAAGAGCCGCAGGUUGACAAGGCGUUACCUAAUCUUAUGAACAAGGACUCUAACAAAAGACCCAAAGGUAACAGAGUUGCCUAUAUUGAAUUCCCUCCUCCUCCGCCACUGGACGCAGAUCAAGGCGAGUCGGAGAAGAAGCCUCAUUAUUCCACUGAGARCGAAAUGGAGAUGACUGAAGUGAACUUGCAGGAUGAACACGACAAGUGCCAGCUGGCUGAACCUGUCAUAAGAGUACAGCCGCCGUCUCCUGUGCCUCCGGGAGCAGAUGUCAGUGACUCCAGUGACGAUGAAUCCCUCUAYCAACCCGUUCCGCUUAAAAAGUACACGUUCAAAUUGAAAGAGCUGGAAGAUGACCAGAAAGAAACCUCAAAACCCAGAGCCCCCGAAAAGAUUGAGAAACAGAAAGAGUUAGGACAUCCCACUUCUGGGAAAUCCAAUGAGCUUGACACUGGGCUUGAUUCACCCCAGAAUGAUGUAGUGCAAAAUGGGAGUAACAAUGACCAGUCUGUCACAGAGUGUUCCAUAGCAACCACUGCAGAAUUCUCCCAUGAUACCGAUGCGACAGAGAUUGACUCUCUUGACGGUUAUGAUUUGCAAGAUGAAGAUGAUGGUUUAACUGAGAGUGAUUCUAAACUUGCAGGUCCGGCAGUUGAGACCAAAAAGGACGUAUGGACUACAGAAGGCAUUCUAAAGCAGACUGAUCGCUGCUUUAGCCAGAGUAAGCUUGAAGUCAUUGAGGAGGAAGGAAAGGUAGGCCCUGAAGAAGACAAGACGCCUUCAAAAGGUCCAUCUUCUGACAAAGCUGGAGAUAAGAGCGAUAAGAAGUCAGGGGCGCAGUUUUUCUCUCUGGAAGGCAGACACCCUGACAGGACUGUAUUUCCUGACUCCUAUUUCAGUUACAAAGUAGACGAAGAAUUCGCAACACCUUUCAAAACUGUGGCCACCAAGAGUCUAGAUUUUGACCCGUGGUCCAAUAACCGAGGUGACGAUGAAGUGUUUGAGACUAAAUCGAGGGAGGAUGAGGCUAAGCCUUUUGGUCUGGCAGUGGAAGACAGAUCCCAAGCGACAACACCUGACACAACUCCAGCCAGAACUCCAACAGAUGAGAGUACGCCAACUAGCGAGCCCAACCCCUUCCCAUUUCAUGAGGGGAAGAUGUUUGAGAUGACUCGCAGUGGUGCAAUUGACAUGAGCAAGAGGGAUUUUGUUGAAGAAAGACUCCAAUUUUUUCAGAUUGGUGAGCAUACUUCUGAAGGGAAGUCAGGGGACAAGGGGGAAGGGGAUAACAGUACAGUCACUGCCAUCACACAGCCACAGGCAGGGGACAGCACUGUAGAGACAAACCUAGAGAGACCGGUAGAGACAACAGCAGUUGAAAAUAUGCCCGGCACCCAGGCCAGUGGAGAUUGCACGGAGCAAACACUUGGUAGUAACUCCCCGGAGAAAUCAUCGGCAGCAGUAAACGCUUCCAAAGUUGAUCCCAAAUUGCGCACACCAAUUAAAAUGGGAAUUUCUGCUUCCACCAUGACUCUGAAGAAAGAUGGCCCUGGCGAAGUGACAGAUAAGAUAGAAGCUGUGAUGCCAAGUGGUCAGGGAUUAGAAAAUGAAACUGUAGCAGUGAUUGCGAGUUCAGCUGCUAGCCAGACGAGCUGUAGGCAAACAGAAAACAUUGAUUUUCCAAAAGAUAAUUUUAAUAACAACAACAAUUUGGAUUCAUCUGCUGUCCCUUCAGAUGAUAUUACCUGUAAUGUAGUGCUAAAAGAACAUUUGGAACCGAAAUGUUCCCUCCAGAAAGCUAAUCAAGCGAAAAGCACUUCAGGAAAAGGUACAGGGACAACACAAGGACACAGAGUAAGAGAUAAGCAAAAACCACACGGAGAGCAGCAGAAGUCAACAGAGUCGGUAGGGGCUAGAGGAAAAUCAAAGCUUCCYGUAAAGGCCAGCUCAGUAAAACAAGUCUUUUCACAAAAUAAUCUCCAAAGCAAUACAGGGAGUAAAGUGAGAGAGGCUAGUAAGCCUGACAAAGCAAAACAAAAUAACUCUUCUCCCUGUUUAGAAGCAAGGUCUAGGAUUCCUGUAAAAAAUACACAUAGGAGUAAUCUGUCUAGACGAACUCCAGCCCUGCCAAAACAAGAGCAGGUAGAGAAAGAAAAACCAAAACAACUUCCUUCUAAAUUACCAGUAAAGGUAAGAUCUACCUCCGUCACCAUGACAACAGUUAAAGUAAAGAAAAAUCAGCUUAGGGAGGUAUGUAAACAUUCUAUUGAAUAUUUUAAGGGAAUUAGUGGUGAGACAUUAAAGCUUGUGGAUCGUCUUUCUGAUGAAGAGAAAAAGAUGCAGUCAGAGGUCUCUGACGAUGAAGAAGACAGUACAUCAAGGAACACAUCCUUAUCAGAAGCCACUCAAGUUUACCAGCCUUCCAUUACACCGAAGUCUGCUAGAGACAUGAGAACAGAGGCAGCAUCUAUAAAAUCAAAGAUUGAAAAGGCCGACAGUGAGAGGAGGAGGAGUAAGAGGACUGGUCCACAGAGUCCAUGUGAACGGACAGAUAUAAGGAUGGCAAUUGUAGCUGAUCACCUAGGACUUAGCUGGACAGAACUGGCAAGAGAACUGAAUUUUUCUGUGGAUGAAAUAAACCAAAUCCGAGUAGAAAAUCCAAAUUCUCUUAUUGCUCAAAGCUUCAUGUUAUUAAAAAARUGGGUUACCAGAGAUGGGAAAAAUGCUACAACUGAUGCCUUAACUUCUGUAUUGACAAAAAUUAAUCGAAUAGAUAUUGUGACCCUGUUGGAAGGACCAAUAUUUGAUUAUGGAAAUAUUUCAGGCACCAGAAGUUUUGCAGAUGAAAAUAACGUUUUUCAUGAUCCCAUUGAUGGUUGGCAGCCUGACUCGUCCAGCGUCUCYGAGGCACCGGCGUCGGGCCGCAGGAUAGGUGGCAGCCUGCUGGAUCGCUUGGACGAUAGUUCGGACCAAUGUCGGGAUUCUGUUACCUCAUAUGUCAAAGGAGAAGCAGGGAAGCCAGAAACAAAUGGAAGCCUAUCCGAGUCCACAUCUGAGGCAAAAACGAAAUCCUACAUGCAGGAAGCUUUAAAUGAUGUGGGGAAACACAGUGACAAAGAAACCCUGAAAACAAAGUCCCAGAUCUCAGCUGGUACUGAUGAGCAAACAUUAUCAUCAACAGCAUAUCAGAAAUCUUUGGAAGAGACUAGCAAGCCAACAACAGAAGGCAGCAAAACAUCUGUGCCUGUCAGUGUGAAGAAGAUGGGCUGGAGUACUUCUGAGGAUCGCAAGCCAAGAACAAGCAUCCAAGAGGAGGAGGGAGCAGUAAUGUCUGAACAGAAGCAGGGAGAAGCUUAUAAGGUUAAGACAAAGAAAGAAGUCAGACACGUGGAGAAGAAAAGUUACUCAUGAAAGCUGAAAGCCAACCACUGAACGGACUGUGUGCUUUUACUGCCAGUAUUCUAGAGGGACACUCACAGAAGAAAAAUCAACAGGAAUUAAACAUUCACCUAUAAAAGUGUGCGUGUGUUUGCUGCUUCCCCACAUUAACCGCAUGGUUUUUAUGCAAAAAGAAAAAAAAAACGAAMAAAAAAAAAACCCCAAACAAAAAGUUAAUUUAGCAUGAGCCAAUUUACAGAGCAUGGAAAUUCACGUUCAUUCACAGGAUUGGAGGGUGCGCAGUUACCAAUGCAGUGUAUAUACAAGAUGCCAUGCUGUUAACAGCUUCUCUCAAGCAGUUUGAUGUCAUCUCAAAAGAAAUCAAUUCCUGUGGCCAGAGAGGAUGUGCGAAGACAAAAUGGUUAAACCAUGGAAAGACACUAAAACUACUAAAAUCCACAACAGCUCGCCUUAUUUUUCUUGGACCCAAACUGUCAGGGUAUAAAACACUAUUUGUUUCUUUUUUAAACAUCAAUAGUUUUGCUGUAAAUAAAUAACACUGUAUAAAUUCUAACAAAAUAGAAUAAAUGUUGAUAAGGCACUGCCUUUUCGAUCACAGACAGAAUAUUGCAAAUGCAUUGAGCAGGCUAGGUGUCUCAAAUGGCUGCACCUACAGGGAUAUUCUGGGUGUAUCUUCACAGAUUCUUGUAUAUUAGCAAUUAUAAUGUUUGUAUAUGCAAAAAACGCUAGCUUGAUUUUAAAAAAAUCUUUAAAAUCUGCUGCAAAUUUAAAUGAUUCCCAAAAUGAGGAAUUCUGUAGUUCUGUGAAAAUUUUUCUUCAGAGUACUAAUAUUUUGAUGCAUGUGUUUCACCUUAUUUUGAUUAAAUCUUUUCCAGUUUUGCAAACACUAUACCGCAACAUGAAAAAUAAGAUUUUAUCUGUAAACACAAAGCCCUUCAUCUAAUAUUUGUUGCUGUUGCCAAUUUUUCAAUGAAAUKACCUAAGACCCAUAACAUAUACAGUAGUUGCAUUAUGGGGAGGGGGGUGCUAUCUGUUCUCGCUUUAUAAUGGGGGUAAUGCUUGCAGCUUUAGAAGUGGGUUGGUGCUCUAAGGAGCACAAGUUUGGGAUAUUUUUAAAUGGACUGAAGAGAAAUUAUUAGCUAAUAGACUGGCAGCACGCUGUAAAAUUAUUACUGUAUUGUGUACUGGCUAUAAGAUGUAGAAUCUUUCAGUAAGCCAAUCAUCUGUAAUCAUCCUAGCAGUGUAAUAUUAGGUUGUUAAGGCUGCUGUGUUUUAAAGGGCAUUUUUAUUUGGGUUUUGGUGAAAUACUUUAAUUUGUUGAUUAUAUUCAUAUGGAAACAGCAUUCAUUGAUAAUAGCUCUAAUUACAUAUGUAUGAAAACAACAAACACUGGAUGAUCUAGUUGAUUAUUUAAGCAUAAAAUAAAUUGUGUUAAAACUCUUGGAUAAUGUGUAUUUGGCAGUGUUCUUGUACCCUACAGACAUGAGGCUUCGCAGGGCUAGCUGUUAACUGCCCCUGGCUUUCAGCUGCUUUUCCUCUCUUGUUUCUUUUUGUCUGAUCCACCUCCUCAUCUUCCCGGUGUGACAGGCCAUUGCUUGGCAGGCUAUUCCCAGGUCAGGGCAGCAGGAGGAAAACACAGCAGCCAGCAGCACAUGGCCAGCAAAGCUAAGGACCCAGUUCCUGGGUCAGAGACAUACUCUGUGUAACAAGAGUAYGUGCAGCCCCUGCACUGAUAUAUAUGAGCUCUGGACCUCCUGUAAAUUCUUUUGCCCUGUCAAGAACCAGGAAAAGCACUACCAAAAGCAAUUUUCUCCUCAUGGUGUUAUCAGUAGACUGCCCACGAUGUCAAUGAAGUGUGCAUCCCCUGUAUAUUGCAUUCACUUCCUGUAUGUUACGGGUGAUGGGGCACUGUAUAAAGAAUGUGGCCAAAGCCAAGGUUUGUAGGCAGCAUUGAUACACUCACUGCUCUGAGCUGCAGCCUUCUGCUCAGGUGCAGUAAAUGCAGUUUAUUGCUCCAAGAGUAGUCUUACCUGGCUUUUAAGGCAACAUGAAGAUGAAAUAUUUUAGCCAAGCUGUGGCACCUGAGGAAGCACCUCUGCUUUAGAUCUACUUCAGUCUGCUUGUAUCUGCUGAUCCCCAUYGGGGUCAGUCAGCAAAGCUCUCCUGACCGUGCUGAACAGCACUUGGCUUCAGGAGAACGUAACAGGUUGGUUUGUCAGAGUUUCUGAGCUAUCAGGGUACUGGCUUUGGAAGCAGUGACAGUAAAUGACGUUUUCAUCAUUUGAGAGCCACUGUGUGUUGCAAUGCAUGUUUUACCUAGGUCAGGAUACCGGUGGUACAAUGCUGAUGGUUCAGGUCCUUAUGCUGGAGUUUGGAGGACAAAUGCCACUUACGCCACUGGAGAUCAAGCACAUCUUACUGCAGCUCAGAGUCCUACAGCAGCGAUCAUCCUCCCGCAGAUCUUGCCAUCCAGACACAUCCCUCCCCUUCGAGUAUCCACAGCAACUGAAUGAAAAGGAGUGUUCUCUGUAAAUGCUGUGCAUAUAUAUUUAUUUAAUAUUAUAUCAUGAUUGUACAUUGGAAGCAGAGUCUGUGGUGUCAACCAGCAGGAAGGCAGGAGCUGCACUGUAGAGGAGCCUCGCUUCAAUCUCGAGCAGCAUGCAAAAGGCAGCGUUUUGUUUGACUCAUCUCUUCCUCUGCCUGGUUCGUUGUCAGCGCCUGGUGCUGGUGCAGAAGAAAGCCGUGACUGCCCCUGGAAUGGCAGCUGUGGCAGGCAGAAGUGGUCUGUGUUUGACAGGGAAAGGGCUGCCCAUGCGGGUAGCAGAGGUGUGUGGGUGAGGUCUCCUGCCGCUGCUGGUGAUUCAUGGGGCAGCUCYGAGUUCGGGGUUCGGUAUCGGCUGGGACAGCCCGUGAGCGGCUCCCGMGGGUGCUCUUGCAGCAGGGCCCUGCCGUGGGCAGCACUGGCUGUGACCGAGCUGCUGUGACCGYGGCUGGCGCCCCUCGGGCUAUCUGGGCCGGCGCUGAGCGUGCCCGGCUGGGCACCCCCACCGCUGGCAGGACCCAGUCCCCGCUGCUUCUGCAACGGCACCUGGCUCACAGCGUUCGACCCCCUCAGAUACAAAGAGACAGCAGGGAGCAGAAACUCAGUAGCUGAACUCACAGACUUUAAAAGUUCCGAUGAAGUGCUGCACAACAGAAUUUUCUGGRUGUUGGUUCUGUUUUGCACUGAGUGGUUCCAAUGGUGGCUCAGGAUAUUUGGGAAAAGCAAGGUUGAAGCAUAAACGGACAUUUGAGAAGGAAAUGUAAAUCGUGCAAGAUCUGGCAAACAGCACAGACAGCUCUGGAAUGAGUGAGUACCCUAUCUAAAUGUGCACUUUUGGGGUUUUUUUAUCUUUUUUUUUUCAUGUUUUCUUCAGUGAGAACAUUCCCCUCAGAGGCAGAAUUGUAAGUCAUGGGACUCUGAUUGCAUCUAUUAAAAUAAAC
Messenger RNA from Malurus melanocephalus (red-backed fairy wren), 16488 nucleotides. RefSeq names its product ankyrin 3 (gene ANK3). Gene Ontology annotation, cellular component: T-tubule. The transcript has 44 exons. The record is from RefSeq and is a predicted model, not a curated record. The coding region runs from base 70 to 13017 and encodes 4315 amino acids. NCBI's taxonomy places the organism in Eukaryota, Metazoa, Chordata, Aves, Passeriformes, Maluridae. Gene Ontology annotation, biological process: protein localization to T-tubule; regulation of cardiac muscle contraction; signal transduction. Gene Ontology annotation, molecular function: protein binding.